AUGCCAAUCCAAGAGUUGAAAACUGGCGAUGACGUGGCCGCGUUCAUCAAAGAUCCCACUCCGGCGGUGCUCCACUUCUUCGCCACGUGGGCUCCGAGCUGUGAUCAGGUGAACGAGCUGCUCGACGACUUGCUCGCCGAAAUCGCGCUUCCCAUUCGUGGCGCCUAUCUCGACGCGGAGGCUCUUCCCGGAAUCUCGCUCAACUUCAAGAUCACCGCCGCCCCCACUCUCGUCUUCUUCUACGUAAGCGAAACUCUCAGCGAUCAAGGUUAAUAUAAUAUUUUUGUAGCACGGCAAAGAAAUUGAUCGUGUGGAUGGAUUUGUUCCGCAAGAAAUCCAAAAUAAAGUGAUGAGAACUGCGAGCCGUUCUCUCGCCGAUAGAAACGCCGCCAUGGAUGCUGCUUCUGCCCCAGUCGCCGAGCAAUCUCCAGACGACGUCAAGAAUGCUCUGAACGCCCGUCUGAAGUCGUUGAUCGAAUCGAAUCGCGUGAUGCUCUUCAUGAAGGGCUCCCCGGACGCUCCGCGCUGCGGAUUCUCACGCACAAUCAUCGAGCUUCUGAAUUCGCACAAAAUCGCGUUCGGCUCUUUCGACAUUUUCUCGGAUAACUCUGUGCGUGAGGGCCUCAAAGAGUACUCAAACUGGCCCACCUACCCGCAGCUCUACCUGGACGGAGAACUCGUCGGAGGCCUCGAUGUCGUCAAGGAGGAGUUCGCCGAUCCGGAAUUCAUAGAAAAGCUGCCGAAGACUCGAGAGGAGAAGCCACUGAAAGAACGGCUCAACGAGCUCGUCCGUCGCAGUCGGCUCAUGCUCUUCAUGAAGGGAAAUCGCGAGCAGCCAAAGUGCGGAUUCUCGCGUACCAUCGUGGAUCUUUUGAAUCAGGCUAGAGCCGAUUACGAGACUUUUGAUAUUCUGGAAGACGAGGAAGUUAGACAGGGACUCAAGGUAAUUCUGAUAGAGCGCUCGCUGUGAUGACAAAAGUGUUUCCUUCCAGGAAUUCUCCAACUGGCCAACGUACCCGCAGCUCUAUUUGGACGGAGAACUCGUCGGAGGGCUCGACGUCGUCAAGGAGGAACUUCUGGACACGCACUUCCUUCGUCAAAUCCCCAGGAUCCGAAACGAGUGA
Caenorhabditis sp. 36 PRJEB53466 is the source of this 1124-nucleotide messenger RNA. Lineage: Eukaryota; Metazoa; Nematoda; Chromadorea; Rhabditida; Rhabditidae. The record is from the annotation of a GenBank genome assembly.